AUGGCUGCCCAGUUCCAGCGGCUGAAGUACGGCGGCCGGGCCGUUGUGAUCACCUUCAAGCCACGGGAGGAGCAGGUCUUAGAGAACUGGCUCAGGCAGAACGAGGACGGCUGGGCCAGCCCGCUGGCGUCGCAGGUGUCGCCUGACCGCCUGGGUGAGCUUUUUCCUUUGCUCUCCAGCGUGCAGCCCUAUGCGGCGCGACGGCUGAUGGCGCCGAUCCGGCCGUCCGCGGAGGAAGUGCGGCGAAACUCCAGGUCUCGAUCUGCCAUGGUCCACACCUUCAUCAAGGAACCUCGGCGACCUCCCUUCCAGAAAGUGGGGCCUUGUUUGAGGAGCUCCGGCAGCUCCAAUGGCAAGCCUGGAGACUGGCUCUGUACCCACUGCCGGGGCGUCAGCGCAGCGCACAGCGAGACUUGCCAGAAGUGUCGAC
Symbiodinium sp. CCMP2456 is the source of this 430-nucleotide messenger RNA. The record is from the annotation of a GenBank genome assembly. Lineage: Eukaryota; Dinophyceae; Suessiales; Symbiodiniaceae.